This is a messenger RNA of Limulus polyphemus (Atlantic horseshoe crab), 1639 nucleotides long. Its product is annotated as mitochondrial ubiquitin ligase activator of nfkb 1-A-like. The record is from RefSeq and is a predicted model, not a curated record. The transcript is spliced from 3 exons. The coding region runs from base 399 to 1445 and encodes 348 amino acids. Lineage: Eukaryota; Metazoa; Arthropoda; Merostomata; Xiphosura; Limulidae. Gene Ontology annotation, molecular function: ubiquitin-protein transferase activity. Gene Ontology annotation, biological process: organelle organization; protein ubiquitination.
AGAAGAGGCUGAUGUAAUACUUCAUUGGUAUCGGAUUGAGCUGGAUAUUUGAAUUUCAUUUUGUUUGUUUGAUUUUUAAAUGUUAUACGUUCGGGAUUUCCGGGUUUUUAAAGUUAUUAUUUUUUAAACUUGUCUCCUUCUAAAGCAUAAGCUGGAAUUUUAUUUUUAACUUGCCCGUUUAAGAAAAAAAGGUUGUAAACUUAAGUGAGUGAUAUUUGGAACGCUGAACUAAGUUGAAAUGGAAAUACAGUCUAUGUAACUUGCUAGGCCUGUUACGCUAGAGGUAGAUUUACUAGUAACCAUAGUAUUAGUAUUGAAGUAAAUUUAAAAUAGUCAGCAGACAAUUUUAGAUAUUGUGUAGCGGCUUUCAUCGUAUUCGAAACUUUUCAAAUUUAAAAAUGUUUAUGGGUGAGCUGAUAUGUUUUGGAAUUGAUUUGGUUCUGUUUGGAACAUUCUAUAAAUUUUAUCGUGGUGCAGUAAAGAAUACAGAAGCACUUAAGACUGCACCAUGCUUAGACUUGACCAGCAACCUGAAAGGUCUUGUAAGGGAACACAAAGAUUCCAAGAUUGCAUAUGCCGUGGUACAGGGUGUAGUACAAGGUUCGGAUUCAGUUCCACUCAGAAGUCAGAAUGUCCCAGGUGUGACGGGAGUUAUCCAGGAAGUAGUGAUAAAAGAACACAAGAUGCAGUGGAGUCCUCUCUCAAGAUUGUGGUCAGACGUCCAGCAAGAGAUCAAGAGGGUCACAAAUUUUGUGCCCUUUGUAAUCACAAAGAAAGAUAUCCCGCAGUCGGAGAGUGUGGAAGUGUUGAAUCCACUUGAGGCUGUGAGCCUUCCUGUGUCUAGUAUCUACAACCAUUUCACUCCAAACCAAGCAGGAUUAGGAAGUACUGUAUUUGGCUGGAUAAGAGGUGAACAUUCAAAAGGGUUUGAAGAAACGGAGAGUAUGUUACAAGAAGGUGCCAAUCUUACAGCAGUUGGGGAAGUUUUUUUGGACGCUAGCAACAGACUUAAAAUUCAGCCAUCGGGGAAAGGAUACGACUAUUACCUGACGAUAUCGUCACGAGAAAGUUUAAUUAAAGAAGUAGAGAGGAAUGGUUUUAUAUUUAAAGUUCUUACAGUUAUCACGGGAUGCAUGGGUGCCUUCUUAGCUGCAUGGUUCAUUCGAAAUUGGUACGACGAAAGGAAAAGACGGCUUCAGGCCGACGAAGAUAAGAAGCGAUUUGAAGAGGUUCGACUUACUCAGAGAAAAAAGAGAGAAGCCAAAGAUAGCGGAACCGUUAUACCACUACCACUUUGUGUGGUGUGUUGGACUAACCCAGUAGAAGUAAUGUUGUUGGAAUGUGGUCAUGUUUGUCUUUGUACAGACUGUUCUGAUAAAGUAAAAGAACGGUGCCCCGUGUGUAGGUCAGACAUAGAGAGAACAGUGGCUGCUUUUUUGCCAUAACACUUUGCUAAUUGUUCAUCAGUGUGUUAGAAGUUUCUAGAAAAAAAAAUUAUAUUUCAGAUAAUAUAUGAUGAGGCUGUCUAGAAAAGAUCAUGAUCAGUGUAUAUUUUAAUUCUAGUAAAGUUCAUGUGUUGUUAAUCAAUCAAAAAUGUAUGAUGCAUCGAAAGAUGAGACAAAUUAAAGAAAAGUGAUAA